Molecule: messenger RNA, 2210 nt
Organism: Hippocampus zosterae (dwarf seahorse)
Lineage: Eukaryota; Metazoa; Chordata; Actinopteri; Syngnathiformes; Syngnathidae
Gene: tmem53
Product: transmembrane protein 53
Exons: 3
Coding region: 192-1052 (286 amino acids)
Source: RefSeq, a predicted model, not a curated record
CGAAGAGCUCACUUCCGGCAUGAGAGCGGCGCACAAAGCACAUUGACAGUUGAUUCAGUCUUAGUCCGUUGCUGAAUCGCCUUGUUCCGCGUAUGUAUAAUAUUCUGAUGCUCGGGUGGCUUCAUAAACUCCCGUGGAUGUAACCGAGCUUCCAGGUCAAAUAAAGCCAGCUUGGAGUGCUGCGAACAAUAAUGGCAAAUGAUGAAAUGGACUACAAUAUUGUGUUUCCAGAUGAAGCGACCAGCGAGACACACUGGCAGGGAACAAAAGAGCCUGUUGUGAUACUGUUGGGAUGGGCGGGCUGCAGAGACAAACACCUCACCAAGUACAGCUCCAUCUACAAUGAACAGGGAUGCGUCACUAUCCGUUACACGGCCCCUCUCAAGACCGUGUUUAUCUCCGAGUCAUUCGGAUACAAAGAACUGAGACGUACAGCCCUCAAGUUGCUGGAGAUCCUCUUUGACUAUGAGGUGGAGCAGAGUCCCAUUUUCUUCCACGUAUUCAGUAAUGGUGGCUUCAUGCUGUACAGAUAUAUUGUCGAGCUUUUGCACAAGGACAAACUGUUUAGCUCCCUGUGUGUAAUCGGGGCCGUUGUGGACAGCGCUCCGGGUAGCGGGAAUGUCCUCGGGGCAGUGCGGGCCCUGGCCGCUACUUUAGGGCCCAAAAUAAGUCCUGUUUUGAAGUACCUCCUGCUUGCACUCUUUGCAAUGACUGUUUUCUUGCUGCGAAUCGUGCUGUACCCCUUGACCAAAUAUGUGCACAAGAACCACUAUGACGCGGUGCAAGAGAGGCCGCCUGCCUGGCCUCAUUUCUUCCUCUACUCUCGAGCUGAUAGAGUGAUCAGGCCAAGAGAUGUCAGGCUCUUUGCAGACACCCUCAAGUUUAAAGGAGUUCCAGUGGACAGUUAUGAUUUUGUCUCCAGCGUCCAUGUGAGCCAUUUCCGGGAAUAUCCGGAGCAGUAUACUUGCAAGUGCCGCAAUUUCCUGAUUGCUUGUAUGAAGGACACAGAUGGGACAUUCACGAGAAAGAGACACCGGGUCCGGGAUCAGUGAAGCAUGUAAAACCCAAGUGGUGCUCUGGGAACUGAGAUUCUUGCAAAAUUCUCCAGGUAUUUGACAGAGCAUUGUGUGUGUGUGUGUGUUUUUUUUAAAUUUUGCUUAAUCAGAAAUGUCCCACGGUUGAAUUCAUUUGUCUGUGGACUUGCAAUCAUUUUCUCAAUUUUUUUUUAUUUAAUAGCACACUUAAAACAGGUAGUUGAUUGACACUGGAUAAAUGGGACUAAAUAUACUGUAAAUUGUAUUUAUUGUGUUUGAUAUGUGAUGCCUUGUAGAUCGGUUGUACUGUCGCAGUGUUAGAACCUAAUUGAAAUUGAUAUUAGAGCAUACGCCACCAGUAUUUAAUCGUUGAGAUGUAUGUGUGAAUUCCUUUUUGUUUAUUUACCAUCGGAACCUUAACACAGAGCGUGCCGUAAAGUCAAAGGAGGAGUCAGAAAAGGACACGUUGACGCAGAUUGUUGAUGCCAUGUCACGAGUUGACAUUUGGGGAAAAUGAGUGGCUGGCAUUUGUCUGCACCAAACCUGGCCUGGGUACUUAAUGUGUCGUGUGGAGCCGCAUCGAGGAAAGGAAGGAAGGAAGAGGGAAGGUUGCGUAUCAGUACGGACAAAUGAACAUUGAUCACCGGAGUGAACACGAUUCUGUCGUUCUACUGUUCAUUUCCUCCAGUGGUUCAUUGACUUCACAGGUAUUAAAAAUAAGUGCAACUGUUGGGAAUGUAAGUGCUACAUGAGCCCCCUCUCCCCCUUUUCGUGAAGGUAACCCCUUCAACAUGUAGCGAUCCAGCGGCAGUGAAGUGAUCCAUUAUUGACCCGUUAUCAGGUAACUUUGCGGGAAAAGGUGAACGAACGUGCGGUCAAAGUCAGGCAUUAGCCCACUCUUGGACCUUACCCGUCGGCCAUCCGUGCAGUACUCCCUACCUUCCUGAGGAGGGCAGCAUUGACUCACGCUUGACAUCUUUCUAGAGCUUCUCAACUAACGCACGGCCGUCAAUGGCCGCGUCCGGGCCUCAGCAAGUCUAAUCGGCCAUCAGUACCUCACAUUCGAGACUUUUCAUGUUAGCACCCCUUUGUGUAAGAAUGGACGUGUGCUCUUGCUCCGUAUUUGCUUAAUAUUCUGCACCUCAAAAUUCCUAAAGGGGCUUUUGUAAAUUUCCC